AUGGAGACCACUGAUUUGAUUGUCGAACCGACCAGCAAAAAGCGCAAACUCAGCCGAUCAGGAUCUUCCGUAGAAGCCACCCGCAAACAUACUCGCGUCCUAGCUGCCUGCGACGAAUGCCGUAUUAGCAAGACGAGAUGUGACUCGGUGAGGCCGGUAUGCGCAAAGUGUCUUAAGAAGCGAGUUCCAUGUGUUUAUCCGGAUAAGGAUCCUUUUUCAAUAUUUGAGUCGUGGGGUGAACGUAUCCUUGACGCUGUUGAGCGUCAGCAGAAGGUCCUCUCUGAAGUGUUAGCAGAGAAAUCCGAUAGGAGACGGGCUCCGUUUACUAAUGAGAUAUUGGAAUUGCAUACUUCAUUUGAUGAAGAGGUUGAUCUGGAGAGAAUCUCUAGAAAUGACACUCCAAAGACCCCUAUCACCGGAUCAGAUAUGAUUCUCCGCUGGCCCAUUUUCCCGAGGAACAAGCCAGUAGAUACAUUUCCUGCGUAUGCAUAUGCGGAAAAAGAGAAGAAUGUCGACUCCCAUCGUCAACAAACCAUGCUUCCCAGUAUGAUUGGGUACGACAGCUCCCAACGACAACGCAUACUAGAGCUGAGGGAUAUCUACAUGACCAAGAUUCAAAUCAAAAAUCCCAUCGUCGAUGCAGAUGAACUAGAUGAGCAUCUUACCAGGGCUUUAGAAAAAGGGUUCGACUGGAGUCCGUCAUCAUGCUUGGUGUUGCUGGUAUUGUCGCUAGCUGCCAUAUGGGGUAAUUAUCCACAGGAUGACCGGAGGACGACACUGGCUUGUAUUGUAUCGCCCGAAGGGUUUCAACAGAAGAGGGAGUAUGUGACGAAUGCAGUUCCGGAGCAUCGGAUGAGAGAGUCACUGGGAUAUUUCUCAAUGGCGAAAGAGCGGAUGUCGACGGCGUAUUUGGAUGACUCGUUGUUGGGGGUUGCGUGUUUUUGUUUAUUUGGAAUGUGGUAUCAGUACAAUAUUGAGCCGAUCCCCGGCUGGAAGAUGUUUCGAACCGCGUCGAUGUUGUGGGAGGCUUAUAACCUAAAGCACCGAGGUGGGAAGACGGAGAGAUCCAAACAGGAAGAAAGUCUCGAGCAACGAUUAUAUUGGACAUGUCUCAAAUCUGAAUGUGAGGUCCGGUACGAACUAGCCGAUCUACCAUCAUGCACACUGUGGGAAUCGGACUUCCCUUUCUCUCUCCCAACAUUUUCAACUUCUUCGUAUCCACCUACUUCGUCAAUAACGAGCAAUCGCCAUGAACAAACUAUCGAAGACUCACCCUCAUACUACUACUACCUCGCCGAAAUCUCUCUUCGUAGACUCCUCAACCGGGCCCGCAACGCUGUCGUAAUCCUCAACCCAGAUAUUGACUGCGCCACCGCUUCAAUCCUCACCGAAGCACUAUCCAAACUCGAAAAUCAGCUUGAACAAUGGCUUGAAUGUCUCCCACCUGUACUCCAAUUCAAUCGGCCACUUGAAUCCCUCCCGCCACCUAAUGAGCCUGAACUUGUCAAACUCGUACGUGAACGUUACGUCGAAGUGCGCGAGCUUCUUUGCAGGGCUCAUCUUUAUCUUUGUCUGCAUUGCGGCACCACCCUUGGUCGCGAACAAGCUCGUCUAUACGGCGCAAAAGCCAGCGAAGGACUAGCUCUAUCCAUUUAUCGCAUUCGGACCGAGAUUCCAUUUUUCCGACAUCCGGGAUCCUGGGGAGCAUGUCGCGUAAGAUUUAAUCAAUCAUUAUGUUUAAUUGCUGCUUUCAGAGGGAAAAUUAAUGGAAUAUCCUCAGCGGAGAAUAUAGUUGUACCCCCUGCGUGGGCUGAUUGUGUCAGAGUUGUUAUUGAGAGGUUAGAGGUGUGGAGUGAAGAGGGAGGCGGGAUCAGGGAGUUAGCUGGUCUGUUGAGAUGGUUGAUGGAGGACGUAGCUUAGGUACUGUUUACGCUGUACGCCUCGUUUCCCCCAGGAUUUGUAGUAACUAGACAAACCCCUUUAUA
Messenger RNA from Talaromyces stipitatus ATCC 10500, 1985 nucleotides. RefSeq lists its product as uncharacterized. Gene Ontology annotation, molecular function: zinc ion binding; DNA-binding transcription factor activity, RNA polymerase II-specific. The coding region runs from base 1 to 1920 and encodes 639 amino acids. The transcript has 4 exons. The record is from RefSeq and is a predicted model, not a curated record. NCBI's taxonomy places the organism in Eukaryota, Fungi, Ascomycota, Eurotiomycetes, Eurotiales, Trichocomaceae. Gene Ontology annotation, biological process: regulation of DNA-templated transcription.